Messenger RNA from Euleptes europaea (tarantolino), 987 nucleotides. RefSeq names its product H-2 class II histocompatibility antigen, E-S beta chain-like. Bases 1 to 987 code for a protein of 328 amino acids. The record is from RefSeq and is a predicted model, not a curated record. Gene Ontology annotation, molecular function: MHC class II protein complex binding. Gene Ontology annotation, cellular component: membrane; MHC class II protein complex. The transcript has 5 exons. Gene Ontology annotation, biological process: immune response; positive regulation of T cell activation; antigen processing and presentation of exogenous peptide antigen via MHC class II. Lineage: Eukaryota; Metazoa; Chordata; Lepidosauria; Squamata; Sphaerodactylidae.
AUGGGGCCCGGCCUGAUCCUGCUGAAGGUGCUGUUGGCACUGAUGGGGUCAGCCCUGGUCGCUGGAGCAGAGAGAAGACUCAAGACCCCUGGGAGCCGCCACGGGGGCUUCUGCCCAGAGACCGAGGACAUUGCCUCCGAGGGGGUUCUCACUGGUGUUCGUCUGUGCCCGGGCCCCCUCCCCACCCCCAGGAGCCCCUCUCCUCCUGACCAUUCUCUCAUUCCCACCCACCGCCCAGACGCCCAUUUCUUGGCCCAGGAGAAGUUCGAGUGCCGCUUCACCAACGGGACUGCGGGCGAGGUGCGCUUCUUCUACCGGGAGAUCUGGGACCGGCAGGAGUGCUGGCGCUUCGACAGCCACCUCGGGCGCUUCGUGGCCCUCUCCCCGCUGUGCGAGAACUAUGUCGAGCGCUUCAACCGCGACCCACAUGAGCUGGCCAGACGGGUGGCCCAGGUGGACUCCUUCUGCCGCCACAACCACAGGAUCGAUGAGGGCUUCCUCAACAGCUGGACGAUUCAGCCCACAGUGAGAAUCUCCCACACCAAGACUGAGCCCCUUGGCCACCACAGCCUCCUCAUCUGCACCGCGGCAGGAUAUUACCCCUCUGAGAUUAAUAUCAAGUGGCUGAAGAACGGGCAGAAGCAGACGGAGGGGGUCGGAUACUCGGAAAAGUUCCAGAAUGGGGACUGGACCUUCCAGGACCAGGUGAUGCUGGAGACGGUGCCCGAGCAGGGGGACGUCUACGCCUGCCAGGUGGAGCACAGCAGCGUGACGGAGCCCAUCACCGUGCAAUGGGAGCCGAGGUCAUCACACUCUGCCAAGACCAAAGUGUUGACGGGGGCUGUGGGGGUCGUGCUGGGGGUGGCCUUUGGAGCUGUGGGACUCUGCCUCUACCUGAGGGCUAGGAAUGGAGGACUGGAAGCCUUUGCCAGCAAGGUUGGCAAUGGGACAUCACCGGUUACCCCGGACAUCAGCUUCCAGUUCUGA